UGCUUGCCGAACUGAGUCAACAAGCUUUUUUCGAAGCUGAACAGAACCCGGCUGGUGUCAAACGUAUACACAAGGACCUUGAACAACUACGAUUACCUCCGUCAGCAUUUUCGGCCAGCUCAGUUUACAAAAAUCAACCCGAGUCACAGGCACACAAAGCAAACUUGGUCGUAUUUGCAUCUCAGGAAGAGUCCUCUGGAGCUUGGUGUCCUGCGAAACCCAUCCAGGCAGAACGCUCGGAAUGGUUACAAAUCGAAUUCGAUACUCUUAAAAUCAUGCGGGUCCUCUUUACUGAAGGCCGAGCAAACAACCAGGUGAGAACAUGUUAUGUGCUACCCGACGAAAUCGUCAACCAGCAUGAUGCACCUGCAUUUCUACUGAAAUGUCUCGACUGUUCUUCUUUGAUGCAUUGGCUUCGAAUUCCAACACCACCCUAUGAAGUUGCACCAUUACAGCAACCCUCCCGGUAUGAAAUGUUAGAUGGUGUCAUCGAAUAUUCAAUUCCUGAAGGAGAUGUCUACCGUAUGGACCCGCGGCAUCACGUUUCGUUGAACGAUACAAGUUACGAUGGGUCCUGGAUCAUUCCGCCUACAACAUCGAAUAGUCCGGAAUCUAUUACAAGCCGGCGUGCUUAUUUCUACGGAGGAAUCGGGUUGCUAAUGGAUAAGCAAUAUUACGAAGGAUCUCUCCCCGAAGCGGUUGACAAUCACAACGUCGUCGGUUGGUUUCGGCGCCAGCAUUCCAGGCCAUCUGAGCAUAUCAUGAUGCUAUUUUGCUUCGAUCAAGUUCGUAACUUUACUGAGCUCCGAAUUCACGCUUUGAACUCACUACACUACGUAGCGCUGUUUCGCCGUGCCCUUAUCCAGUUCAGUAUUGGCGGUCGUUAUUAUGAUCGGAAAUCUGCGGCUAUUCUCUAUGAGAGUCGACGCGAUACACAACACAGACAAGCUCGUUGGGUUUCCAUACCAUUGGACCAUCGAAUCGGUCGGUUUGUUCGCAUAACGCUCUGGUUCGACUAUGACUGGAUCGUCCUCUCGGAGAUUACUUUUGAUUCUGUCCCUGUAUCCAGCUCGAUGGUAUCUGCAGUUGAAAAGUUAUCAGAUCCGGUGAUGAAGCUUUCUGAUGUGGAUCUGAAUCAACUGGACGAGGAGCACCUGCCUUGGUCAAACUUUGACUAUUCCGUUGAAGAACGGAAUGAACCGCAGAAUGGUAGCACCGGUCGAGCGGCCUUGGAUUCUCUGUUACCGCCAACAGGGUCUUUAGCUCCUCAAAUUUCACUAGAUCCACCACCGCUGGCGCAAACACAGCCAGUCAGACAUCGAAAUAUUGUGGCUGAUAAUCCCGUGAAUUCGGUUGCAAAAGGUCGCUCUUCGAACAUCCCCUAUAUUAUCGCUAUAUUAUGCUGUUGUCUCGGUUCAGUCGCAUUUGCCACUUUGUUCGGAUUCAUGCUCUACCGUCUUCGUAGGCAUCGCCACCGACGUCUGAAAAAGUCCCAUAAAAACCAGUUACAGUCUAUCGACGGCACGAAGCAUCAACUUCCGUUGCUCCUAGCAAGUUCACACCAUACGCCAAACAACGUUUAUCCGCCUGGAACAAGUACUUCUACACUGAUUGCUGAUCCUUCGCUCCAGUCCAUGCUUGCUAGCCCCCUACAGUAUAAGAAUGCGCCCUCCGGAACAAUGAAACCGGACAGUACCAUGUUCGGAAUCCCUUACAACACCACGGGACUCUUUCCUCCGGGCAGCGUAACUUUAUCGCAUCCGUUGCCAGAUUCUAUCGCCUCACAGCACUAUGCGGCGUUCGCUCCGGGAUUAGACCAAGAGGGCCUUCUAGCCUUGCAGCUGCUGCACUCCGGGUCGACACCGGGCUCCAACUUUUCUUCAAUUGGUGGCGCAAUGACCAUGGCACGCCGAGGUAUUCACGAACCUUAUCCAUUUGUCUCCGUAUCCACAGCAUGUCCCUAUCCACCUACGGUGGCAGUCACAAACUCCCAUGUUUCUGCCGUGAAUAAUGGUCCUGUGAAGCUGCCUUUCUGUCCUCCCCCGCCACCGGACCAACCGUUACCUCCACUCCCACCACCAUCCACUUCACCAGAUUUGAUACAAAGGCAACCGUUUCCCGAUAAUCCUUCCGGCAAUCGGAUACAAGGUUCCAAUGUCCCUUCAGUCGCGCCCUAUGCCCCUCCUUUCCCAACACACUCAUUUGCUCCAGACAGUGGGCUUAUGCUCUCACUAGAUGGAUCCAUGCCAGAAUAUGCCAGCGCUUCCCUAUUUAGCGGUACUGGCAGUGUUCAACCGAGCCCAGGUCAGCCACCGCUAACCGGUCCCCCAAGCGCCAAACCUCUGGGGCCGGAUUGCGACAAGACAAAGGGUUCUGGCGAAACCUACUGUGUCCCACAUCAGAACGGUAUUCGUGGCCAUGGCAACCUAUGGGGGCUCUCUCAAUCACAAUUCCCUCCUAGACUUGAUUUGUUGACUACUGGCACCAACAUAACAUUCUCUACUGUUCCUGGAACCAACAGCGACUGCCACACAGGUAGCCUGGGUUCCAGCGGAAUGUAUUACCUUACCAAUACGACAGAUUCGGCACAGUUCGAUUUGAAUCAGAUCCCGGUACACGACCCUAGCUUGCAUCCAUCAGCAAUGUUUCUUCCGUUUCCGUCUUCUACCCAUUUUGUACCGAUGCAUGGGCUAGCUCUCUUUCCAGAACAAGGGGUUGAUGUAUCUGGUGGCGUUCUCAAGUUUCCGCAGAACCUGUUUGACACCCAGCGAGCAACAGCUGAUAGUGAAUUCUCUCGUUUUGCAGCUUCGUUGAAUCACUCUGCCUCUGGUACAAAUGGCACGACAGACACGACCGAUGGUCAGGGGGAUUCCGGAUAG
Molecule: messenger RNA, 2879 nt
Organism: Opisthorchis viverrini
Lineage: Eukaryota; Metazoa; Platyhelminthes; Trematoda; Opisthorchiida; Opisthorchiidae
Exons: 11
Source: RefSeq, a predicted model, not a curated record